Nomia melanderi (Alkali bee) is the source of this 1932-nucleotide messenger RNA. RefSeq names its product adenosine deaminase. The record is from RefSeq and is a predicted model, not a curated record. Gene Ontology annotation, molecular function: adenosine deaminase activity. NCBI's taxonomy places the organism in Eukaryota, Metazoa, Arthropoda, Insecta, Hymenoptera, Halictidae. Gene Ontology annotation, biological process: adenosine catabolic process; inosine biosynthetic process.
GUACACAGCAUGUGGCCGUGUUGAUGCCAGUAGAACGCGAACUGUCGAGCCGAUCGGAUCGCGAUCGGCCCCGUGAUCCGCGGCGUCAUUCAUCACUUAGUCGGCCGACGAAAUUGACACGGAUCACCGAUCAUGAGGAAAGUGAUUCUCCUCUCGGCGACGUUGCUGCUCGGCCUGGCGGCCGCGAGUUUCGCGAUGCCGCGGAUGAGCUACGCGACCCUCCGCGAACAGAUACUGAACUACGAGCAACGGUUCAUGCUAGGCGCCAAUCUUCCCCUGAACGACAUUGAGCGUCGGGCUAACGAGUUUCUAAUGAAUGCGAAGAGGAGGGAACUGGAGGCUGGCUUCAAGAACCUCACGAAGUUCGCCCCAAGCCGGAACUUCAUGUUAGCGAAGAGGGACAUCGACGAGUCCGCGGUGUACAAACUCAUCCGCGACAUGCCGAAAGGCGCGGUGCUGCACGCUCACGACACAGCUUUGGUCUCCGUCGAUUACAUGUACCGGAACAUCACGUUCCGCGAGAAUCUGUACGUCUGCGACACGAACGAGACCUUCGAGCUGCGGUUCUUCGAGGAACCGAGCAAAGACUGCGAAUGGGAAUUGCUGAAGUCGGUGCGCAAGCAUCCUUUCCUCGCGCCGAGGGUGGAGAAAAAAAUUAAAGAGGGACUGACCAUGGACUGCGGCAAUGCCGUUUCAACUUAUAGCAACCUGGAGCAGGCCUGGUCGAAGUUCAAUGAUAUUUUCAACUUCAUCCACCCGAUGGUCACUUUCAAGCCUGUCUACGAGGACCAUUUCUUGACGGCUCUCCAGGAACUUUACGAGGACAAUGUAAUGUAUUUGGAGGUGCGAUCCACCUUGCCUACGUUGUACGACUUCAAUGGCACGGAAUACAAACCGAAGGACGUUGCUGGCAUUUACAAGACGCUCGCUGACAGAUUUAAGAAGGACCACCCAGAUUUCGUCGGGGUGAAACUGAUCUACGCGCCUCACAGGUCCGUCGACCGCAAGCAGGCGAAAGAGUACAUAAAGACGCUGAAGGAGCUGCAGGAGCUGUAUCCGAACUUCAUAGCAGGUUUCGAUUUAGUUGGACAAGAGGAUAAGGGGAACACGUUGCAGUACUUCGCGGAGAUAUUAACGAACGCCGCGCCGGACACGGAUUUCUUCUUCCACGCGGGCGAAACGAACUGGUACGGUUCGUCGAUAGACGAGAACCUGGUCGACGCCAUUUUGUUGAAUACGCGGCGCAUUGGUCACGGGUACGCACUAGUUUAUCAUCCCUUCCUCCUCGAAAUGACGAAGCGAAUGAACAUCGCUAUAGAAGUGAACCCAAUCUCGAAUCAAGUCUUGAAGCUCGUCGACGACAUGAGGAACCAUGCAGCUAGACGACUGUUCUCCGAAGGCUACCCGGUAGUCGUAUCGAACGAUGACCCAGGCUUUUGGAACGCGAGAGCUUUGAGCUACGACUUCUACGAAGCUUUCAUGGGCCUCAUGUCCGAGCGCUCGGAUCUGAGGGGACUCAAACAGCUGGCCAUGAACUCUUUGAUUUACAGCAGCAUGAAGGAUGAGGAGAGGAAAGCUGCCCUGUCUCUUUGGGAAAAGAAAUGGAUGAAUUACGUAAACGACGUGGCGCAGAAGAGUCAUUAGGACCCUUAAUCGCCGAGGUUUUAUUGUUUCUGACGGAAUAUGGACGCUUGACAGUUUCGUGUCUUCGGUAACGACUGUGUAAUGCAUUAAUUGCUGUCUCACGUGUACAUACAAUGCAUGCCACGUAUUGCAUCAUUAAUCUGAUCGCUCAUUUAAAUCAAUGCGAGAUGACCGGUGAUAAAACCGAUUCUUAGCGUAAUCUCUUUUGUAGUGCAGCCUGCCCAGCUAUGUGCCAUUCUUACAAAUGUAUAAGUAUGAAAACGUGGGACUAGUUUUUAAUUUAAGUGC